Messenger RNA from Exophiala dermatitidis NIH/UT8656, 4235 nucleotides. RefSeq lists its product as uncharacterized. Lineage: Eukaryota; Fungi; Ascomycota; Eurotiomycetes; Chaetothyriales; Herpotrichiellaceae. The record is from RefSeq and is a predicted model, not a curated record. Gene Ontology annotation, molecular function: DNA binding. The coding region runs from base 1974 to 3326 and encodes 450 amino acids. The transcript is spliced from 2 exons.
ACUCGCUCGCAGCAUCCCCCGUCUUUUGUCAGGCGCACCUCCUUGCCAUUUGAGGCGACAUUUCUGGAGCUUGCAAGCCAGGUACGCCCAAGACCACUGCAGCGGCAGCCCAGCAAGGAAGAAGGAGAGACCUGUGGCAGCGUGUUGUUGGUAUUUCCGGCACUUAUGUGAGAAUACAACUCCAAACGCAGGGAUUCGCCGGUUCCAUUUUUCGUCUACGGGACGCCCAUAUAUCGGCCGCCUUUUCUCAGCGCAAGCGAGGCCAACCUCGGAUAUCAUAACCUGGCGUAGUCCGAGCAUAUCACCUACUACAGCAUCUUGUAUGUUAUAACAGACAGAUCUCCGUCUGCUACAGAACCUUCAUAUUUUAGCACAGCGAGCGCCCAGCCUGUCCUGCCUCGCUCAGUUCAAGCGUGCGACUAUCAGACUCGUCCCCGAGCUCCCGAAAGUCUAUCGCCGGUGCCCCUGUUGAAACUCAGUCUCCGCUUCAAUCUUCUUCGCACGAGCACGACUUCACCUUGGCCAGUGGAGGGUUCGUGGUCAUUGGCUACCAUUGACUUCAAGAAGUGCUUCGGGUGGAUGGGCCAGCUCUUUGUUUAAGCUCAUCCAGUCCGAGUCUGUCUUGUCUGCCAGUGCCAGUCCUACUGGGAUCUUGCACCCAGACCCAAGGCAGCUGCACCCCAUCGUCUGUGAACCAAACCAAAACUGCAAAGGAAACAUUUGAGCCAGCAUAAACGCAGAGUCCUCGUGCAGAUUGCUCUAUCCUGCGACUAGAUAGCACUGCUAUACGGCUAUAGGAGGGGACCCGCGGCCCUUUGAUGAGCGUCGGUGACAGCAGGACCACUGUUGGCUCCGCAGCGCUGAUACGACAACCAGCGACAAACACCACGAAUACCACUGUUGCAGUGGGCUGCUAUUAAAAGGCUGCCAUUCUUCAGCUUACUGAGCAGACACGACUUUCUAUACAGCUUCCGAUCUCCGGGCCCAGUCACGCCCUAUCAGUCCGCAGCACCACUCGGUGGACUGGCACCUCACACCGAUCAUUUCCGCUGGGCCAGCCAUCUAGGCCAGAUUCUCCUGCUCCAACACACACUGGCAGGCCCCCACCGGACGACUGCUCCACGCUCAAAGUCUAUAAACUAGCUGAGUAUCCAGAGCGCUGCCCGGUCCGCGAUCGCUCUUGCACACCACUGAACUGUGCGAACUCUUUUAACUUGGCGCCAUCUGGAGCGUGGAUAGGCUCUUUUCUGCCACUGGACAGCGAAUUUUAUCUUCCCCAGGUCCCUCAGUCGCCAGUAAAUCCACUGUCAAACGGUCCCCAGCGGGCCUUCAGAUCACCUCUGAAACUUUGAGUCAAGUCUUUCUGGUUCCUCCCUUUGGGACUCGACGCCGUGCACUAGCAGCACAUCCAGAAGUCAUCCAAAGUCAAAUCUCCUGCGAACCAUCUGCUGGCCUAGAGGUCCUGUGGACGCUGAUUUGUCCAUUUAGUAAACAUCUGAUCACCGCCGGCAGCGGCCUGUCUCUGGCGGUCGCGACAUUUGCAUCCCUCUCGUUAUCAGAGCUCACGUCAACACCUCCCCCAGAGCUCUCUUCUUCGCAUCUCGGGGUUUGGUGCAGGGCAUCGAGAUCUGAACUUUGAUCUGGUCGAUAUCUUGUCUCUGGUGAACUUCAUAACUUCCUGGCAAAACCACUUGGGCGCCUCAGACAGCGAGUUGCGGGAUCGUGCAUUUCCACGAUCUCGCGCAUUUCAGCGUACCUUUAACGCCUACAGCGUCCCUGUGUCGUCCUUUCUUUUUCCCCUUCACACCACUCUACUCUCUGGGACUUCGACCAUUUGGCAUCUUCCCACCGACGCAUGAUCUCGAUUUUUGCGGUCUGAGUUUCGCCUAGAUUAGAGUCUUGGACCUCCCGAAAACUUUCAUCUCACAAGGCUCACUAGCCAGAAAGUUCGACACUUCUUACAAGCUUUCACCAUGUCAUCGGGGGGAGCAGCCCUCCAGCCAACUUUCCGAGGUCAUGUGGCCACUACCCAAGAUGCUCUAAUCCUCUUUGAAGCGUGUUUACAAGGACAUCUCUCACAUGUACCCCGGCGACCGCACGAUCGAGAACGGAGUAGCCUGAUCCGCAGCGGCUGCAUCUUCAUCUACGAAGAAAAUGCAUCGGGGAUCAAGAGGUGGACAGACGGCGUAACUUGGUCACCCAGCAGAAUCCUGGGGAAUUUCUUGGUAUACCGCGAACUCGACAAGCCCUUUCCUCCUGGCGAAAAGAAGCGAGCGAUGAAGAAGCAGCAGCGACGAUCGACCAGACCUGGAGAGCCGUACGCCAGAUCCGAGGGGGGUUCGUUUUCGGACGGCCAGUCUGGUCCUUUUGGAGGCGACCGUGGCACCGCAGCCGACGUCGAGAGACAACUAAUAGGUUCGCUCGUGGACUCGUAUGGGUUCAAGCAGGACGGGCUCGUAAAGAAGACCAUGAGCGUAACCGUGCAGGGAGUUACCCAUCACUUGGUGUCCUAUUACCACGUCAACGACGUUUUAUCCAACAAGCUGCGGACGCCUUCACAGACUGAGAACCUGCAGUACAUCCGGCCGCGCCCUGAGCUCAUCUCAAAACAGAGCUUCAGAUCUCCAAUCGAAGAGGUUGACGAUGUUGAUGGCGGUCAGGCCGCGUACGGCUACAGAGUCAAUCCUGCGGGAGUGUAUAUUCAAGAUUACAACAAGCAGCAGUAUUACUUGCCCUCAGGAUAUCCACCUAUGGCCCAACAGCCCGGUGCAGCACCUUACGGAAUGAACGUGGCCUCGAUGCCCGCAGCUUACAUGCCGUCACCCGUGACUACGCCGCACCUUCAAGGACAACGAAGUGAUUACAAUCAAUACGAUCAGGCUGCGUACAAUCGCAGUUAUGAGUCGCUCAGCAACUCCCUCCCACCUGCAUCCAAACCCAUCAAUGCGACUCCCACCACCAUGCCAGCUAUGGUGUCGGACCGCGCGCAGGCUCAGCCUGGCAUGUACCCUCCUAUGAACAUGCAACCACCUCUGAACAACCUAAGCCCUGUAUCGAUGGACUCGAGGAGCAGUGUCCCGUACCGAACCGCUUCGUAUCCCGUUUCCACAAGUACGCCACAGAUCGAUCACGCUCGCCAAACACAGUCCUCUCCGACGGAAAUCAAGUAUGAAGAUCGCAGGGAUUCUGCACCACAGCAGACACAGAUGUAUCAAAGCACGAGAGCUCCCUACUAUGCAGAUGGAGCUGGACAACCUAUGCCCCAGCCGCAUUAUCCACCACAUACCCAUCUCGGACAGUGGGCUACACAAAAUCAUUCCCAUUAGGAUUGUGCAUUUGAUGCUGAAGGCACGAGACCGCGGCCAGAGUUUGCAGUUCCUAGUCCAAUUUUUUGAAUAGGCGGGUUAUAUCUCUGGAUCCUGCUGUGUGCGUCUAGUUAUCACUCGAUACCUUAAUUAUGAGGCGUCUGCGUGCCUCCUUCUGCCCUAUCUCACGCACCCGGGAUCUGAGAGGCCCGGUUCGUCCGACGCCAGCCUGUCUAUCCUGAUAUACCUCGGCACUUGCAUCUGGAGUCUGAUGUGGGCACCAUGACCGGUUAUCUGACCGAUGGAUUUUUAUUUCACAAUCUGCAGUUUACUCGAGGGAAGGCGGAGUUCUGCUCUACAGCUGCGGAGGGGGUUUGGGCCGGCCUCAUCAGGUGCGCCUUCCUGUCGGCCGGGAAUUUCUGAAGCUCUUGGCAGACACGAGAGGUUAUGACUGAAAUGGUGAACGGAAAGGGCCUGGUUUAUGGAAAAGCGGAUUCCCCGACGACAAUGCUUUGAAUUUGCCGUGGUUUUGUCUGGAAGUGGUUUGUUAAUUGGAAUGACUGGAAUGGCUCAAGGGAUGAGGAUGCCUUCUAUUUUCCUGGACAGGCCUGAAUGAGGCACUUCGAGGUCUGAUCUCUUUUGCUAUGCGCCCAUUGCACGACGCGAGGCAGGCCGACCACAAUUUGAUAGACCAAACUCGUCCUGGCCAUUGCGUAUGGGUCGGGGUAAAGUAGCCUGCCCAUGACACGAUAUGGCGAGUGAAGGCUACGCCUGCAGUUCCGUUCCAGCCAAGUUGCUCUCCCAGGUUUUGCCCACGUCCGAAUCUCCCUUCAGCUGCCACGUGACUGUGAUUGACUGCGCAUCACGUGCAAGGUCUACCAAUCCUACUGUAGUAGCAAUACUUCUAGUAAUGCCUUUCAAUCAUUGCGG